AUGCAGGUCCCACAGCCCGACGCCGCGGCAGUGCAGUUGCCGCUCGGCACCUCGCAGGCGGCCCCCUCGCGGCGACUGUGGUAUGACUCUCUCCCUCGGCCGGUGCCGCGGCCGCUCAGCCGGCCAGCCGAGGGAGGGAGCUCGGCCGCCAUCCGGUCAGCCUCCUCCGAUUUGCACAGUGCCCCGGCCGGGGGCACCCCUCCGGCGGCCUUUCCGCUGGACAUUCGUCCCCUGCUGGCGGUCCCGCCGAUCGUGGCCCUCGGCGAGGAGGGGACCGACAGCAGCGAUGACGAUGGUCCUGGCGGCCCGGCCGAUGAUCCCUCCGACGGGGAGGCCAGCACCGACGCCCGGCAAGAUGACGAACUCCAUGCCGGGCGCCGGGCGGUGUUGGCUCACUUUGACCGGGCCGAUGCGAGGCUGUCGCCAGCCAAGAGGGCCGCCCCUCCGGCGGCGGCCGGCUGGCGCUUUCUCCAGCACAUGUCGCACCGCCUGCUGGCCGACUACCGGCGCCGGGGGGAUUCGAUCCUCGGCCUGUCCACGGUGGCCGGGUCGGACCUGUCCCCGAGCGCCGCCGGCAAGGCCACCUCCACCUUCCUCGCGCGGCGGCGGCGGGGGCGGGGGCGGGGGCGGCCUCCCGGCCCGGGUUUGUCGGAUCACGCGCGGGACCUGCUGCUGCGUCGGCGUGAGAGCCCCGGGCCGGGGCAUUUCCCCGGGGCCGGCCUGCCUCCCUUCCGGGGCAAUGCCGCUGCCUGGGUCCCUGCGCUGGCUCGGAUGGCGGUCGGCGUGGAUGGGCAAUUUUUCCACCUGGCCGGAGCCGGCGGCGGGGCCAGCGUCGGGGCGCGCCGGCUGGCCGGCGACCCGGCCUCCACCGAUGCCAGCCCCGCGGCUCGUGUCACCGGGCGGCGCUUCCGCUACCUGGCCAGCACAUGCGGCCACCUGAGCGCGGUCUAUUGCGUUCUCUUUGACCGGGUCAGCCAGCGCAUCAUCUCCGGCUCCGAUGAUUACCUGAUCAAGAUUUGGUCGUUGGCCGAUUUGCGCCUCAUCAUGACCCUGCGCGGUCACACGGGUGAAAUCGUGGAGCUCGUCAUGAAUGCCGACAACACCGUGCUGGCCAGCUGCUCGCUCGACAUGACGGUCCGCCUGUGGGACCUGCGCACCGGGCGGCCGCUGUGUGUCCUUCGCGGGCACACCAGCUCCAUGGUGUCCAUCAGCUUCCUGCCCUCGCUGCCGGGCGCCCCGAUGCAUCUGCUCACUUCGUCCAAGGAUGGCGCCUGUCUCCUGUGGACUCUGGCCCCCGGGGGCGAGGAGGUCCUCGGCGCGCCGGCCCUCUUCCGCCCGACGUACCCCGGGGCCGGGCCGCACCGCAUCUCGCCGACCGGUCGGCCCCUCCCCGGGGGUGCCUCCGGGUCGGCCGCCGGGGCUGCCAGCCCUACCGGGCCUCAUGGCGCUGCUGCCGCCUCCAGCGCCACCACCACCACCUCCUCCUCCUCCAGCGCCACCCCGAUGGUCGAUCUGGCCGACGAGGCCGGGCCACCAUCGAUCCUGGCGCCGGAUGUGUCAUUGCACUUUGUCCGGCUGUCGCCCGGAGGCACCCGCAUUGCGGUCGGCUACUCGGAUGGCUCGGUGCGGCUUUACUCCACGCUGCCGGUGUUGCUGGCGCCGGAGGCCGGCACCGGGACCAAUGCCCUGGCAUCGCCGUCCCCGGCCGCGGCGCGUGCCGGCUCGCCCGGUCCUCCCGGGUCGCCGGUGGCCGGCUGCCUGGCGAGCGAUCGCGGGUCGCCCGGCCCGGGGCCCGGGGCGCGUGCCAGCCCGGGCCCGACCAACUUGUCCGGCAUCACCGACCCGCUGGCGGUCAGUGGGUCGUACUUCGCGGAUCUCCUGCGUAGCACGGAGCACCCCGGCGACCCGGACGAUUGGUCGCUCUCGGCCGAUCUGCUGGACGCCUACCAGGCCGAGGCCGAGCAGCUGGCCGCCGGUGUCAAGCCAUCGGGCUCCAUGGCCGAGGGGGGCACUGCGGAGGCCGCGGCCGCGGCCGCGUCCGGUCCUCCAGGGACCGCCGUGGCCACCUUCACCGCCACGCUGGCCACUCCCUCCUCCGCACCGGGGUCCUGCCUUUCCUCCACCUCGUCCUCCCUCUCCUUCUUCUCGUCAUCCUCCUUGUCGUCGUCGUCGUCGUCCUCUUCGCCGGGGCCCUCCUCCCCGGCGGGCUUCUCCUCGUCGCCCGGUUCCUCGUCAGCGUGCCUGCCGACGGCGGCAAUGGCGGCCGGGUCCGCCGGGGUCGCCACCCCGGGCAGCCCCAUGACCCCGACCCCCGGGCGGAAGUCCCUCUCGCCGGGAGGGCCCCUGCGAGGGAUGCUCGGCGAGUCGCCGACCACGGCCGGGUCCCAUGCGAGCUCGGUGCCCACGGCGCGGCCUGUUCGCGCGGCCGCCCUGGCUGCGGCACACCAGCUGCAUAUGACCGUCGGCGGGGGCGCCCCCUGGCCACCGCUGCCGGAGCUGGGGCCUGCCUCCGGGGUCCGAGACAUUGCCAUCAACAUGCAGUAUUUGUGGCCCCGGUGUGGGGUCCGUCUUGUUGGCCACGAGGGGCCGGUUACUUCGUUGGAGUUCUCCAGUGACGGCCGGCGCCUGUUGACCGGCCCGACCGAGGGCAUGCCGCGGGUGUGGUCCUUCGAUGAGCAGACCGGCCACUGGGUGUCAAUGUCUCUCAACCUCCCUCCUUCGGUCAUGCGCGACGACUCCUUCAAACUCCCCCCGCGCGAUGCCACCCUGGUCACAUCCUUCAUUUGGUCCGAGGACAAUAGCUGGGCCAUUUGCGCCAUGUGGGACAACACCAUUCGCGUGUGGGACGCCAACACUUCGGAAUAUCUCUUCUGCCUGUCCGGGCAUGAGAACCAUGUGUUUGUGCUGGUCCUGCACCCGGUGUACCCGAGUUUGAUGAUGUCAGCGGGCUAUGAUGGGCGCAUCAUUUUGUGGGAUCUGGUGUCUCGGCGGAUGUUGGCCGCACACCAGCUGCCCCCCUCGUCCUAUGCCACGUCGGCGGUGCACGACCCGCCGGGGCCCGGCGGCGGGAAUGCCGCGGCCCCGGGCGGCCCCGGGGGCCCGGGCGACCCGGCCACCGCAGGCCCGGUGGCUCGCAGCGACUUCACCGGCCCCGGAUCCGUCAUGUCGGAUCAGGUGUAUGACGGGCGCUUUUCCCCCUGCGGCCGGUACUUCUGCGUGGCCGGUCGCGAAAAUACCCUGCAUCUGUUUGGGCUGAUGGGGGCCGACCCGGGGCUGGUGCCGGAGCUGACCGUCGGCGGUCUUCCCGGCCGACUGGCCACCACCCCCUAUGCCCGGACCCCGGCACAGCAGUUCUUCGUCAAUGACUACCUGGGACUGACCAGCGGGCCGGCCGCACUGCCGGGCCUGGCUCCGGGGCACGAAAACCCCCUGGCCUAUGUGGACACGACAAGUGGUCCGCUGCCCUUCCACCUGUUGCAGCACAAGUCCAUCGUCAAUGCGAGCAUGCAGUCGCUGGAUGCCAACCGUGACCCCCAUUUCGGCCUCGACCUGCCGACACGCUGUCCAGACGACAUGCUGGCCGGCCAGGACCGCCACAACCUGGUGCUCUUCCUCAGCGAGUUACACGAUUUUGUGCCCGAACUCAACCAGCUGGAUCACCUCCGACGCCUGCCCGGGUAUUCGGCCCAGCGGCAGCUCGAGGCGCAGGUCUUCUCCGUGGCCGAGGGGUCGGGCGCCGGUCGGCGCACCUAUCCUCGAGUUGUGGAGAUCGACAGCGUGGAGUUUGCCCGGGGGAUCGGCGGCGUGGCCGAUGUCCAGCCGGCCCUGACGGCCGGGCCGGGCCGCCACGCCGGGGGUCCUGGGCACCAGCGGGGCCUGGCUCUCGGCCGACGGCCACGCCUGCUGGUGCCGAGCCCGGCAGCCAUCAGUGCCAGCGCCGCGCUGAGCACCCUGCCAGCCUCGGUGGAGUAUGUGCUGAGUCCGGCGCUGCCGGCUGCGCGGGAUGCCGCCCUUGCCGGGUGGGGCCCGGCCGUGGACUCCGGGCCCGGGGCCACCAAUGGCGGCCCGGGGUCGGGGGAUCUCCUGCCGGAGCCGAUUCAGGUGGGCGCCCCGGCGGCGGAUUUCCUCCAGUCCGGGGCUCCCAUCAUUUCGCCCCUGCUGGCGGUGGCCAUGCCGAAUGCCCUGACUCUCGGGGCGGGGCUCGUGGCCCAGGCCCAGCAGAAUGCCCUGCUGCUUGGCCGCGAGCGGGCCGCCCGGCCAGACAGUGGCCAGAACCCCGCCGGCCCGGGGCCCGGGCUGUCCUUGCCGGCCCCCUCGCGCGGGCCGGGUUCCUCCGGGGCGGUUGCCGGGAUGACGCCUCCUGCGCGCCGGCGUGGCCGGCCCCCGGGCACCGGGCACCUGCAGAUGGCGGCGGCGGCGGCGGCGGCGGCGGCGGCGGCGACGGCGGCGGCGGCGACCGCAACGCCGGCAGCCGUGGCAGCAGCCGCGGCCAGCGCCGUCACAGCACCCGGCCCCCUCGACGAUGGCCCCGGCCAGGCGGCCGUGGCCGGUCUCUCGUCGCAAGGCACCGGCGGCGGCUCAGGCCCCGCCGGCUCGGGGGGCGACCCUGCCAGCGGCCGGCGGCGGUCGCGCCGCCAGCGUGCCCAGCUUGGCUUCACCCUGGACGGCGAGGAUUUCGAGACCAGUGUGGCCGAUCAGCAGGCGGCCCCGGCGCCGGCCCCGUCGGCUCCGGCGCGCAGCUCCCGUGGCCGACUCCUCCGGACCUCCACCACCCUGGACUACAGCGGCAUGGAACUUCCGGAGGAGGAGGGCGUUUCACGGGGCGCGGGCGGGUCGGAUGUGGAGGACUUCGAGCCGGAUCCCCUUGACCAGGAUGAUGAGGCCCCGGUGCGGGUGCGCUCGCGAGCCGACUCCCUGGGUACUUGGGGGGAUGCAUCGCCGCCGGCCACCGGGGCAGCAUCUACCCGGUCGCGUAGACGUGCCCCGGCCUCGGGCUCGUCCUCCGGCGGGGUGCAGGCGCACGCGCCUGCGACCCGGGGGUCCAGCCGCUCACGGCGGCAUCGGACCCUCGGUCCGCCAGCCGGCCUGUUCAGUGCCGAUGAGGAGGAGGAGCACCAGGAGGAGGAGGAGGAGGUGCGGGCGCCGACCCGGCGGCUCCGCCGGCCUGGGGCAUCUCUCGGGCGGCUGGCGGCGCCUCGGCCGGCCAGCCCGCCGGCCGUUUCGGCACGAGAGUCCGGGCGCCUGCGCCUGCGGCCGCCCUCGCGCGGCCACUCGCCGGCCGUGCAUGCCAACUCGCGUGGCGGUUUUUCCUCGUCCUCCGAUGAGGAUGCCGACGAGGACAAUGGGCUGGAGGAGCAGGAUGAGGACAUCAUUGUGGACGGGGGCUCGGCGGUUGGCAGCGAUGUCGAGCCCGAUCCGGACUUCGACCUUUCGCGCUGGCGCGACCAGUACCCUGAUGCCUGGCGCUGGGUGACGAACAACUCGCCGGACAUGAGCCCGUACCAUCCUCAGAUGAACGACGUCGUCUACUUCUUUGUCCAGGGAUACACCCGAUACAUGGAGGAGUUGAUGGCCUUCGCCCAGGCACAUGGCGAUGCGCGCUUGGUUCACCGCCACGAGGCAGCCACGCUGGACCUGGUCCGGCAGCUGGGCGCCUGCUCGCGGUUCAUGGUCAAGCGCAUCGCCUACCGGGUGUUUGAUUUGAGCCUGGCCCAGGAGGGCAGUCUGCCGGGAGGCCCGGCAGCGCCCGGCCGCCUGCCCACCGCCCGGCCCCUGCAGCCGGUUGUCUGCGAGCUGGUGCUGGAGCUGCUCAAUCCCGAUGUGCAGUUUGGCAGUGCCCAGCCGGUCACUUCGGCGCUCAUGCGCCGGCACCCUCGCGCCCCGCCCGUGACCAUGACAUUGCUGUAUUGCGACCGUCCGAAUUUGGCGGACUUCCUGGUCCUGGCGUCGGCCAUCGACCGGAUCAUCUGGCCAGCGGACAUGGGCCCGGCCGAUCAGGUCAUCGAUCUGUCCCCGAGCGAGCAGCUGCAGCUGCAGCUGCCCGGGGUCAAUGAUCGCAUCUUUGGGCACUAUGGCCAGUGGCUUCCGGCGCUGGUGACCGACAUCAGUCCCUGUGACCAGCGUUUCCCCUCCUCACCCUGGCAAUGCUUCUCCGUCAGCUGGAGCCGUGGCGGGUCGGACCGACUCAGCCCGUGGGAGGUGGCCACCUCGCAGGGGGCGGUCGGCAUCCUGAGCCGGCCGCCUGAGCGCAUCACCGACAAGGUGGCCCAAGCGGUCAAACGUCGAAUUGAUCGGCUCUUCCGCGCCGAAUUGUCGGAGCCCUUCCGCACGGCGGUCAACUAUGCCGAAUACCCGCAGUACUUGCAGGAGAUCGCGUAUCCGACCUUCUUGGCGCAAAUUCGCGAGCGCGUGGACCGACGAUUCUACCGGCGCACGGACUCCAUCCGGUGGGAGGUCUUGCAGAUGGAGCUCAAUGCCCGGCAGUUUAAUGACGAGGACUCGGACAUUGUCCGGAGCGCGUCGUACAUUUCGGCCGAGCUGCUGGCCGAGCUGGAUCGCCUGGACCGAGAGGCCGGGGACCGUGGCGGCCGGGAGGGCGGCGGCCCGCCGGGCGGGCCCCUUCCCCCCGGCGGAGGAGCCGGGUUCUCCUCGCACCCCGGGCCCGGGCGUGGUGCCGAGUCGUCGCCCCAGCCGGGCCCUUCCGGGUCUCCGGGCGAGGGGGGCGGCCGUUCGCGUCCCGCCCGCGCGGCCUCCUUCGGCGGCCGGUAUGCGUCAUUCAUGUCGCCGCAGUGGCCGACGGCCCUGCCUCCACCGGGGCUGGCCCAGGCGCUGGUGCCCCUCCUGGAGGCGGCCGGGCCGGCGCCGCAGCAGGCCCCCCAGCAGCCUUGGCAUUUGGUUCCUCCGGAGCCGGCCGCCGGGGGUCCGAUUGGGCAUGUCCCACGGCCGGACCCCGGCACCGGGGUCUUGUCCUCGGUGCUGUCCAUGUUGCUGGCCCCCCCGACCGGGUCGGCUGCCGCUCGGUUUGCCCCCGGGACUUCCUCUUCCUCCUCUUCCUCCUCGCCCGGGCCUCUGCCUGGGACGUUUUUUCGCUCGCCGCCGUCGGACAUGGUUGUCGAGACGCCCCCUCACGCGCUGGCCCCGGCGCGCGGCGGUGGCGGCCCCGGCGGCGGCAUGCUCCUCGACAGCAGCAUCAGCAUCAGCACUGGAGGUCCAUUUGGUGUUGACAUGCUCGGCGGUCAGUCCGCAUCCCAGUACACCGUGUCGACUGGCCGGCAGGCGGUUGUUCCAGCGGUGCUGAGCCCGUCUUUGGGGCUUCGGCCCGGGCCCGAGCACCUCGCCGGCCCCAGCCAUCCCCAAGCCCCGCUUGUCGCCCAUCAUCAUCACUAUCCUGGCCACCAGCCGCUGCCGCCGCCGCCGCCAUCGUCACACCAGCAGCAACAGCAGCAGCACCACCACCAUCAACAGCAGCAGCAGCAGCAGCAGCAACACUACCAGCAUCAGCAUCAGCAUCAGCAUCAGCAUCAGCAACACUACCAGCAGCAGCAGCAGCAGCCGCAGCAUUUGUUGUACCCAGGUGAAAGCCCUGGCGGGCUCCUCCCACCGAUGGGGACCCCUCCCUUGGCGGCUCCCCACGGCGGGGAGCUUACAGCGCUCUUGCACGCGCCCUUGCCACCCGGCGGAGUGUCGGCUCCGUCAGUCACAUCGCCCCCAGUUCACAAUGUGGCGGGUGUGCUCCGGCCGGCGGGCAACUAUUCGCCUCAACCUCUUCUCCAGGCAUCGCAGCCGAAUGAUGCAGGGGACCUGAUGUGGCAGCAGCUGCAGGUUCUCCUGCAGCAGCAGCAACAACAACAACAACAGCCGCAGCACUUUGUCCCGCAGCAGCCACAUCCGAUCCAGCACCAGCACCAGCAAGUGGCCGGGUUGGCGGACCUGGUCGGCCCCCUUCAAACGCCCCUAGCCCCGCCGAUUCUGACGCCGGUCCAGGCGCCCAUGUCGUCUGGUGUGCUUUCGACGCCGGUUCCCGCGCCGGGCCCGGCCGGGUACACCCCCCCGCCUCGAGCGGCCGGCCUGCAUCCGCACCCGGCCCUGCACCCGCACCUACACCCGGCCCUGCACCCGCACCUACAACCGGCCCUGCACCCGGCCCUGCACCCGGCCCUGCACCCGGCCCUGUCUCAGUCUCCGCCGCAGCCGUACCUGCCGCUGCAGGUGUCGCAUCACUCCCCCGCGCGCCCGCCGGGGCUGUCUCCGCUGGAGGUGUACCCCGAUCCGAGCACCGGGCAACUCCCCCCCGGGGGCGCGACGCCCGGGCACCUCCUGUUGCAGCAGCGCCCUCCGGGGGCUGAUGCCGGGUCGCCCCCCUUCCCGUGACAUGUGGCUUUCCCUUACAACAUGCGCGCGCCCAGAGGCGCACCACCUCGGCCAUGGCCGACACGCAUGCAUCUUGUCCUUGAAUCCCCUCGCGAUGAAUACACACGCCUACACGCCCGCA
Molecule: messenger RNA, 8491 nt
Organism: Fonticula alba
Lineage: Eukaryota; Rotosphaerida; Fonticulaceae
Exons: 9
Coding region: 1-8370 (2789 amino acids)
Biological process (GO): regulation of transcription by RNA polymerase II; cytoskeleton organization; regulation of cell shape
Cellular component (GO): nucleus
Molecular function (GO): protein binding
Source: RefSeq, a predicted model, not a curated record